AUGCCUGACGUCAAGCGCACCGUCCGCAUUGUCACGGAACAACACAUCAUUGACAAGCCUUCCGAGGUUGAGGGCUUCCCGCAGCGUGCCUGGUCAAUCGAGAUCUAUCUAGUCAACGACAAGGGCGAGCAAGUACCCGCCAAUGUUUUCGACAAGGCCGUGUACCGACUGCACCCCAGUUUCGGAGACCGUGCGAACCAAACUUUCAAGAAAGCUCCCUUCCGCAUUCAAGAGGAAGGAUGGGGUGAGUUCGAUAUGACUAUCGACUUGGUCGCCGACAAGACUCACACGGUCCGCCAUGACUUGAACUUUGCGCAAGAGCGUUACGAGGCCAAGCAUUCGAUUACCUUCCGCAACCCGAAGCCGGCCCUUUUGGCCUUGCUGCGCGAGUCCGGUCCGGUUCCAGGAGACGAGAAUGGUGUCAAGUCCAAGCGUGGGACCACCGGCGAGGAGAGUGUGAAGAAGAAGAAGCGGACCGAGAAGAAUGUUGAUAUGGACAAGCUGGCCGACGGCUUGCAAAAACUGAACGAAGAUGACCUGCUGCAGGUUGUACAAAUGGUACAUGACAACAAAUCCGCAGACUCGUAUACCAAGAACGAUGCCGAGUUGGGUGAAUUCCACGUGGACCUUUACACACUCCCGGACGCAUUGAUCAAGAUGCUCUGGGAAUUCACGGCCGAACGAGGUGCGCUGUAA
Penicillium oxalicum is the source of this 696-nucleotide messenger RNA. Its product is annotated as putative transcription initiation factor subunit (TAF30). The transcript has 7 exons. The coding region runs from base 1 to 696 and encodes 231 amino acids. The record is from RefSeq and is a predicted model, not a curated record. Gene Ontology annotation, cellular component: Swr1 complex; NuA4 histone acetyltransferase complex. Lineage: Eukaryota; Fungi; Ascomycota; Eurotiomycetes; Eurotiales; Aspergillaceae. Gene Ontology annotation, molecular function: histone binding. Gene Ontology annotation, biological process: regulation of transcription by RNA polymerase II; chromatin remodeling.